This is a messenger RNA of Gymnogyps californianus (California condor), 1920 nucleotides long. It is a transcript of the gene PDE1A, whose product is annotated as phosphodiesterase 1A. The transcript has 15 exons. NCBI's taxonomy places the organism in Eukaryota, Metazoa, Chordata, Aves, Accipitriformes, Cathartidae. Bases 4 to 1920 code for a protein of 638 amino acids. Gene Ontology annotation, molecular function: 3',5'-cyclic-nucleotide phosphodiesterase activity. Gene Ontology annotation, biological process: signal transduction. The record is from RefSeq and is a predicted model, not a curated record.
ACGAUGGGGGCUCGAGCGACGGAAACAACUCGGGAACUGGAAAGCACCUCUGUAAAGUAUCAAAUAGGAGGACACGCAGAGAAAAUGUGGCAACGGCUCAAAGGAAUAUUAAGAUGCUUGGUAAAGCAGCUGGAGAAGGGUGACAUUAAUGUGGUGGAUUUAAAAAAGAAUAUUGAAUAUGCAGCUUCUGUGCUGGAGGCAGUUUAUAUUGAUGAAACCAGGAAGCUUUUGGACACUGAGGAUGAGCUCUCUGACAUCCAGUCGGAUUCGGUCCCGCUGGAAGUGCGGGACUGGUUAGCUUCUACAUUCACGAGGGAAAUGGGAAUAGUGAAGAGGAGACCUGAAGAAAAGCCCAAAUUCCGAAGCAUUGUGCACGCUGUACAGGCUGGGAUUUUUGUAGAAAGGAUGUACCGAAGAACUUCUAGCAUGGUUGGUUUGGCUUACCCAGCAGAAGUGAUAGUAACAUUUAAGGAUGUUGAUAAAUGGUCUUUUGACGUAUUUGCCCUAAAUGAAGCAAGUGGAGAGCACAGUCUGAAAUUUAUGAUGUAUGAGCUGUUUACCCGAUAUGACCUUUUGAGCCGUUUCAAGAUCCCUGUUCCCAAUCUUAUUUCAUUUGCUGAAGCUCUUGAAGUUGGUUAUAGCAAAUACAAAAAUCCGUAUCACAAUUUGAUCCAUGCAGCUGACGUUACUCAAACUGUGCAUUACAUAAUGAUUCACACUGGUAUCAUGCACUGGCUCACAGAACUGGAAAUUUUAGCAAUGAUCUUUGCAGCUGCCAUCCAUGAUUACGAACAUACUGGGACCACAAACAAUUUUCAUAUUCAGACAAGGUCAGAUGUUGCAAUAUUGUACAAUGAUCGUUCUGUUCUUGAAAAUCAUCAUGUAAGUGCUGCUUAUAGACUCAUGCAAGAAGAGGAGAUGAACAUCCUGGCAAAUUUAACCAAAGAUGACUGGAGGGAGUUGCGUAGCUUGGUCAUUGAGAUGGUCUUAUCUACAGAUAUGUCGGGUCAUUUUCAACAAAUUAAAACAAUGCGACAUACUCUACAGCAGACAGAGGGGGUAGACAAAGCCAAAGCCAUGUCUUUGAUUCUACAUGCAGCAGACAUAAGCCAUCCAGCAAAAUCCUGGGAACUGCACUACCGGUGGACCAUGGCCCUGAUGGAAGAAUUUUUUCGACAGGGAGACAAGGAGGCUGCUUUAGGUCUUCAAUUUUCCCCACUCUGUGACCGCAAGUCUACUUUGGUAGCUCAGUCCCAAAUAGGUUUCAUUGAUUUCAUAGUAGAACCAACAUUUUCUCUUCUUACGGACUCAAUGGAGAAAAUUGUUAUGCCUCUUAUAGAGGAAGCAUCAAAAUCUGAAAGUCCUGCAUUUGGGACACCCGGCCAAAAUAGUUUGGGAGCAGUAAGCAAUGCUGAAGCACAAAGACGACCCAGUUUUAAAAGUACAAGUGAUGGAGGGACUCACACAGAAAAUUCCCUAGCAACUGUAGACCUAACGAGCUUUAAGGACAACUUGAUGAAGAUCAUUCAAGCAAACAAAGAAAGAUGGAAAGAAUUAGCAGUAGAAGAAGAACUUGUGAAAAAUGUUGGUGAACAGGAAAAAGACCAAAGCAGAAAUUCCACAGAUGCACAGUUACAGGAAGAGACAACAAGGAUACAAAAUGAGAGUAGUCAGGGAAGCGAAGGUACAACCUGUCCUCCCACAUCCAUCGUCCUACAAGUAGUCUCUUUCGACACUCCUCUGAGUGAUGAAUCCAACUCAGAAAAAUGCACUAACUCUGAUCCGAACCAGAAAGAUCUCACCGAUGCCCAGCAAGAAACACAGAGUACAGACCCACUGAAUGGUGAGCCUAAACACUGUAAGAAGUCAGAAGAUAUAGUAAAAGCCACUGAGCAGAAAGAAGCACUUAUACAGAACUAG